This is a messenger RNA of Penicillium psychrosexuale, 1890 nucleotides long. Its product is annotated as multicopper oxidase. The transcript has 6 exons. Gene Ontology annotation, molecular function: copper ion binding; oxidoreductase activity. The record is from RefSeq and is a predicted model, not a curated record. The coding region runs from base 1 to 1890 and encodes 629 amino acids. NCBI's taxonomy places the organism in Eukaryota, Fungi, Ascomycota, Eurotiomycetes, Eurotiales, Aspergillaceae.
AUGUUAUCGUUCACAGCAUGGCGACACCGGCUGUUCUCAGGAAGACUUCCUGCGUACAGUGUCAAGAUGUGGGAUUUUAUACUGCUCUGGGCGGCCUUGAAAGUCUGUUCGGCCGUGGCUAAAACUGUGUCAUUUACGAUCAACUUAACAUGGGACUAUGGCGCCCCAGACGGUUUCAGCAGGAAGAUGAUUCUCAUCAACGGUACCUCGCCUGGCCCUCCCCUCCUCAUAGACCAAGGAGACAACGUCAAGUUCCUGGUUCACAACAAUCUGCCCAGUAACACCACCAUCCACUUCCACGGCAUCACUCAGCUCAAGACCCCCUGGUCUGACGGUGUCCCUGGGAUUUCACAGAAACCCAUUCUGCCGGGGGGUUCCUUCCUCUACCAAUGGACAGCUGAUGACUACGGCACGUCCAAGCAGUACUGGUAUCAUGGCCACUAUCUAUCUGACAUCAGCGAUGGCCUAUUCGGUCCGAUACACGUUAAUCCUAGCCCUCAACAGGCCCUACCGUACAGUCUCAUCAACUCAUCGCAGCCCGAGAUGGCAGCAAUGGAAACCGCAGCGACUGACCCCCAGCUCGUCACGAUAUCAGACUGGAGCCACCUAGACUCGAAGACUGUGUUCCAGGCAGAGCGUGACUCCAACCUUGAUUUGUAUUGCACAAACUCGAUCUUGAUCAACGGGCGAGGCAAGGUGAGCUGCCUGCUGAUAUCGACCUACAUGUCGCUCGCAGCACCCUCCACGCUGCAAGCCCUGCAAGGGCAGAACAUCACCGCGCAGGGCUGCACACCUCCUGGCAUCCCCGAGAUUGAGGGCAACUUUCAAUUCAACCUGAGUGCGCUGCCGCCCGUGCUGGCGUACUCGUGCGAUGCAACCAACACCAACCCGUCCGUCUUCUACGUCAACAGUACCGACCGCUGGGUCAGCUUCAACUUCAUCCUCAGCGCCUCCGUGCAGACCCCGAUGGUCUCCAUCGAUGAUCACGACAUGUGGAUAUACGCGGCAGACGGACAAUUUGUGCAGCCACAACGCGUCGACGGGAUGCUGAUGUAUAGCGCGCAGCGCUACUCGGCCCUCGUCAGACUUAAGGACAAGCCCAGCUACGACGGCUAUACCAUGCGCUUCUCCAACGUGGGAGGUAACCAGAUACUUUUCGCCACGGCACUGCUCUCGUAUGCCCCCAGCCACAAGAUUGUCACCGUCGCGCCAGACUCGCACGCACUUUUCAACCAGGCCGGCAACGCGACUAAUAGCUCGGUCGUGACCCUUGACGCAAGGACCAUCGCGCCAUAUCCCGCGAUCAAGCCCGCGCAGGACGUCAAUGCGACGCACAUUUACAAAGCUGGCCGCGAUGGCGCCGCCUGGAACUGGACCCUGAGUGGAAACCUCUCCUACCCAAUUUCCAUGGCGGACGGCCAUCCCCUCCUCUUCAGCCCCAACAGCGCCGCGGCCCGCAACCCAAACCUCACGAUCAGCACCAUGAAUGACACCUGGGUGGAUAUCAUCAUCCUCACCGACACCAGCAGCCAGAACCCUACGCAGCCACCACACUCGUUCCACAAGCACAGCAACAAGUUCUUCGUAAUCGGCAGCGGUACGGGUGACUUCAACUACACCUCCGUCAAGGAGGCUAUGCAGGCGCAGCCCGGAGCCUUUAACCUCGACAACCCCCCUUUCGCGACAGCUUCGUCUCGAUUCCUGCCUCACGUAGCGCCCGGCAUGCCGACUUGGAUCGCGAUCCGCUACCAGAGCAUGAACCCUGGCGCCUUCAUCCUGCACUGCCACGUCCAGCCUCAUUUCGCGGGCGGUAUGGCCAUGGCGAUACUUGAUGGCGUGGAUAAGUGGCCCACAAUCCCGGCAGUUUACGGCCCGAACAGCAGGAUGUAG